CCUCUACUUAUUUCGAUGAUAUUACCGCUGCAAACACUCCCUCUACUUAUUUCAUACACCAGCUCUUGCCUUCCUCCCACCCCAGCGUCAGGGAUAUACGCCGUGGAGUAUUCUCUCUCCUGCCUCAGGCUCAUGUAACAUCACUGUUAACAGGUAAACAUCUGCAAUAUCAGAAAUCCAAUGGAGGCAAUACAAGUGGUGCAGAUUGUAGCGACAGUGUUGAUCUUUGUGGUGGGUGUAAGUCUGAACGGCCUGGUAGUUUGGGUGUUGGGAUUCCGAGGGAGGCGAAGGAGUGGCUCCAUAGGAGGUGAAACAAAGGGUGCUGGAAGCUUCCGGAUAUACGUUGUGAACCUGGCACUGGCCGACCUGAUGUUAAUUUUGCGCACUCCUGUCAUGAUAGGCUACCUAGUACACAAUUUCACCUGGCCCUUUGGAAAGCCAGUGUGCCAGCUGAUCAUGUUCCUGCGCUGCCUAGGAUUAUAUGCAGGGGCCUUUUUGCUGAGCGCCAUUGCACUGGAGCGAUGCUUGUGCAUAUUACGGCCUGUCUGGGCUCGAAUGAGACGCCCACGCUGGGUGGUGCCACUCGUCUGCCUCCUGCUGUGGGCACUGGCUUCUGCCCUCUCGGUGCCCUACAUCACAGCUGCUGGACUCAAAGAUUACGACAACCGUACCCAGUGCCUGGAAAAUGUUAAUCAAACUGGACGGACCAUGCUGCUCACGGUGGAGUCUGUGGCGGGUUUCCUGCUUCCACUGUUAAUUUUCUUAUCCUGCAAUGUGGCUGUAAUAGUUACUGCAAAGAGGGCUGAGAAUGUGUCCAGCACCCCUGUCUCCUCACCUACUUCCCCUACUGGAUCUGUUUACACAUCACAGAGGAUGACCCGCCUCUACCGAAUCCUCUUCUUCACCAUGCUCCUGUUCCUCACAUGCUGGGUGCCGUACUUUACCUGCCGCUUCCUUAAAGCACUUGCCAGUGAACGGACUGACUGGAGCGGCCUUUAUAUAGGAGCAGAACGGGGCAUAUAUGUGGCACUGUUCCUGGUGUACCUGAAGAGCGCGCUCAACCCAAUUUUAUACGUAUUCGCUGCCCGAGGACUGAGUCGCACCGUCCGUGCCUCGCUGCUCUCCACAAUUGUGCGAGUCUUUAACGAGGAUGUGUCCGAGUCCCUGCGCAGGAAGUCCUUACGGAGAAAAGACUCACAGAUUUAAAGUAUAAUCUGUCUGUGGAUUAUUGCUCAACAAUUAAUAUUACAAAAUUCGGUGGCACUCUUGAGAAAGAUGUGGACAGAACUAAGGGAAGUGAAAGAAGGCCCUGACAGGAAGUUUAUCUAAAGAUGUAAGGGACAAAGCUUCUGCACCUUAAAUACAACAAGAAAGAUGCGUAAAUGGUGAACUAUUAAUUCCUAGACCUUGUUCAAGCUUGAAAGUAAUUUUUCAGAGCUAAUUGUUAAUUAUUAAGAGCUAUUCAUUGCAAUUUAUGACUUAAUGGGAAAAGUCAACUCAAGAUGUACUACUGCAAUAUCGAUUGCAGAGAAUGUAUAAAUUUAUCCAUGUGUUUUUAGCUCAUGAAAGAAAAAAAAAUUAGUAUUUACUUUCUUUCUUGCUCAACAUGUUUAAGUGACACCUAGUGUCUUAUCAAUAGGAACCCCAUGUAUAACUAGCACAGAAAUCUGAAACAUCAGGAAAGGUACUGUAGCAUGAAUCGAGAACAGAGGUGCUAACAUAACAGAUUAUCAAAGUCUACAGAUGAGGAGGUGAGAUACCUAAAAAAAGACUGAAGGACUAAAGUUCAGCUGCAGCCUAAUAUUUAGAGAGAUGUGGCAAGGGCUAUUUAUGUGACAGACUAUUUCAAAUGAUAUACAGCUCCACUAGUAAAAACUUGUUUCGUCAAAUUGCAAUAAAAUACUGAAACAAUGGCAUGAUUACUCAAACUGAGCAAAACAAGUUUAGCAAACUCAUACUAGUCCAACAAAUAAAGGUCUUGCAAAUGUAUAAUUAUUGACA
This is a messenger RNA of Clarias gariepinus (North African catfish), 2001 nucleotides long. Its product is annotated as C3a anaphylatoxin chemotactic receptor. Lineage: Eukaryota; Metazoa; Chordata; Actinopteri; Siluriformes; Clariidae. The transcript is spliced from 2 exons. Gene Ontology annotation, cellular component: plasma membrane. The coding region runs from base 181 to 1206 and encodes 341 amino acids. The record is from RefSeq and is a predicted model, not a curated record. Gene Ontology annotation, biological process: positive regulation of cytosolic calcium ion concentration; inflammatory response; complement receptor mediated signaling pathway. Gene Ontology annotation, molecular function: G protein-coupled receptor activity; complement component C5a receptor activity.